Molecule: messenger RNA, 5210 nt
Organism: Scatophagus argus
Lineage: Eukaryota; Metazoa; Chordata; Actinopteri; Scatophagidae
Gene: bicd1a
Product: bicaudal D homolog 1a
Exons: 10
Coding region: 290-3088 (932 amino acids)
Biological process (GO): protein localization to organelle; microtubule anchoring at microtubule organizing center; positive regulation of receptor-mediated endocytosis
Cellular component (GO): cytosol; Golgi apparatus
Molecular function (GO): cytoskeletal adaptor activity; dynactin binding; dynein intermediate chain binding
Source: RefSeq, a predicted model, not a curated record
UGUUUUUAAAGCGCAAGGCCUUUUAUUUAUCAGCCCUUGUGCUUGUUUCAGUGUUCCGCACCUGCUGUUAGGAGCUGCUGACAGCACUGCGGAGGAACGUGCAGCCCAAAUAUUCUUUUUUUUAUUCAGAUUUUUAGUUUACAUUUCCGUAUACUGCCUGCACCGGCUUUCAGGAGGGGGGGGCGGAUAUUCAGCAUCUCUCAGCCUCCGCCCGCCUCUGUGCUCCGUCCAAAGCGGUGGAGACACAGUGGGAGCCGCAGACCGGCGGGGGGACAGUCAGAGAGGGGCGAUGGCCGCCGAUGGAGGAUGCGGGGAAUCGGUGGAUCAUUACCGGGUCGAGUUGGAGCGGCUCACCCAGGAACUGGCCGAGGCGAACCGGGAGAAGAUCAGGGCUGCGGAGUGCGGUCUGGUCGUCCUGGAGGAGAACCAAGCGCUGAAGCAGAAGUAUGCAGAACUGGAGACCGAGCAAGAGACUCUCAGGAAGGAGUUGGAGCAGUUACAGGAGGCGUUCGGCCAGGCUUACACCAACCAGCGUAAGGUGGCAGAGGAUGGGGAGACCAACGAGGAGACUUUGCUGCAGGAGUCAGCCUGUAAAGAGACCUACUACAUGGGCCGUCUGUUGGAGCUGCAGACGGAGGUAACACUAAGCCGUUCUGUGGCGUCCAACGCCCAGGCUGAGAACGAGAGGCUCAACGCACUCGUGCAGGAGCUACGAGAGAGCAACGAGAUGCUGGAGCUUCAGAGGAGCAGGAUGAGGGAAGAGAUCAAGGAGUACAAGUUCAGAGAGACCAGGCUGCUCCAAGAUUACACAGAGCUGGAGGAGGAGAACAUCACACUGCAGAAACUGGUGUCUACACUUAAGCAAAGCCAGGUGGAGUAUGAGGGAUUAAAACAUGAAAAUAAAGUAUUAGAGGAGGAGACCGUUCUUCUCAACAGUCAGCUCGAAGAUGCAUUGCGUCUGAAGGAUAUUUCUGAGGGUCAGUUGGAGGAGGCCCUUGAUGCCCUCAAGAGUGAGCGGGAGCAGAAGAACAAUCUGAGAAAGGAACUGGCUCACCACAUCAAUCUGAGUGACAGCGUCUAUGGAGCAGGGGCCCAUCUGGCGCUCACUGUCACUGGUGUUGAGGGCCUCAAGUUCCCCGAGGAGACCAACGGAAUGAAUGGCACCAACGGCAGCGCUAUCGCUGCUGCUAUUUGCAACAGUGAGGACAGCAAUUGCCACAAUGGCCACCUCCACACGGGCACCGGCUUGGCUAAGAUGAAUGGGGACUACCGAGGAGGUCGGAAAGGAGAAGGCCUGAACCCUGUGCCGGAUCUGUUCAGUGAGCUCAGCCUGUCGGAGAUGCAGAAGCUCAAACAGCAGCUACUACAGGUGGAGCGUGAGAAGACUGCACUGCUCAUGAAUCUGCAGGAGUCACAAACACAGCUGCAGCACACACAGGGCGCCCUGAGUGAGCAGAAUGAGCGCGUCCACCGCCUCACAGAGCAUGUCAAUGCCAUGAAAUGUCUCAAUGGAGACAAAGAGCUUGAUGACCCACAGGAGAGUGAGAAACCUGAUGGUGGCUCCUCAUCACCACCAGCCAAUGGUCACCAUGAUCCAGAUAUCAAUGGGUACGAGAUCCUGGAGUGUCAGUACAAGGUAGCAGUGACAGAGGUGAUUGACCUGAAAGCAGAACUCAAGGCCCUGAAGGAGAAGUACAAUCAGGCUGUGGAGGGGCAGGGCGACAGCCACAGUGACGACAAGGUCCAGACACUGACUGAACAGGUAAUUCAAUUGGAGCGUAGUUACCGUGAAAGCCGGGAGAGGGUGGCGAGCCUGGAGGCAGAGCUUCGAGCAGCCACGAGCACAGCCACAGAGAGCCAGGGCAUGCUGAACGCAGCACAGGAUGAGCUGGUAACCUUCAGUGAGGAGCUGGCACAGCUCUACCACCACGUCUGUCUGUGCAACAAUGAGACACCCAACCGCGUCAUGUUGGACUACUACCGCCAGAGCCGCGUCACACGCAGCGGCAGCCUGAAAGGCUCAGACGACCCUCGGGCUUUGCUCUCGCCUCGCCUGGCCCGACGACUCGCUGCAGCGUCUGCAGCCUGCUCCUCCGAGUCCCCACGCAGUCCAAUGGACUCCCCAUCCAAAGAUGCCCACAAUGAGACAACAGCCAACACAGCGGACUCUUCAUCCUUACAUAGCAGCCCCACCCGUAACCCCAUGGGCUCCCCAGCCAUCAGCAUCUCUCCUUGUCCAUCUCCAGUUCCCUCUGAGGCAAGUGGGGACCUGCGGAAGGAGCCCAUGAAUAUCUACAACCUUAACGCCAUUAUCAGAGACCAGAUCAAACAUCUUCAGAGGGCUGUUGACCGUUCGCUGCAGCUGUCCAGGCAGAGGGCUGCAGCCAGGGAGCUGGCACCUAUGCUUGACAAGGACAAGGAGUUGUGCAUGGAGGAGAUACUCAAACUGAAGUCCCUACUCAGUACCAAGAGAGAGCAGAUAGCCACACUCCGGCUUGUGCUGAAGGCCAAUAAACAGACAGCGGAGGUUGCACUGGCAAAUCUGAAGAGCAAGUAUGAGAAUGAAAAGGCGAUGGUGACAGAGACCAUGAUGAAGCUGAGGAACGAGCUGAAGGCUCUCAAAGAGGAUGCUGCCACCUUCUCCUCUCUCAGGGCCAUGUUUGCCACAAGAUGUGACGAGUAUGUUACCCAGCUGGAUGAGAUGCAGAGGCAAUUGGCAGCAGCAGAGGAUGAGAAAAAGACAUUGAACUCCCUUCUCCGUAUGGCCAUCCAGCAGAAAUUGGCCUUGACCCAGCGGUUGGAGGAUCUGGAGUUUGACCAAGAGCAGACCCACCGUGGCCGCAGCGCUAAAGUACCCAAGAUUAAAAGCAGCCCACCCAAAUUUCUUGUAGAUUGUCAGCAGCCUGCUGCCUCAGUAUCGUCACUCUCCCCACAACUAAGGCGAGGGAGAGCUUCUCUAGCCCGCAGUCCUAAAUUUUUGACAGACCUCCAGGAACAGCACUCGGUCCGGUCCAGCAACAGCAGCCUUCUCUCUCCCUGCGACCCUCAAAACUGUCUGGACCAGCAGCCCCAGCCGCCUGGCACCUAACCUUCCUGCUCCAGUCCAGACCCUGGCCUCGGUCUACAAGGAGUCAUACAGAGACAGAAACACUCCAGAUGGGGGUUUCUUCAGAUUAACUCCCCCCAACCUGGCAGUCCAACCUGGUGCUUACUGAACUCUGUGACCCCUCCAUCCCCGUGCUCUACAUGGUGUGGCCCUCGGCAGGCCUCCUGAUUACCUGAGUUGCAGAAGAAGAGCAGGACACUCUUUACCUCUCUGGAGGUGACAUCCUGUCCUGGAAAAGACUGAAUUAAGGCGCGAAAUACCAGAGUGGCAAAUCACAGGAAUCUUAACCCUUGUUUGUAUUAAUAUUUAUUUAUAAUUUAUUUACUCAAUUGAUUAUUUAUUUACAUACUGAUUUGUGACAAGUUUCUGAGGUGUUUACUACUGGAAUGUUUUUUCUGUGUUUGUUGGUCAUUCUUCAAGGUGGAAGGACUACCAAAAGCAAAACUACUUUGUCACUGCAAGUUCUUUCUGGUCUAGUGCACAGGUUUCCAACUUCUAACCAUACUAUACAGCAUUUAAAUUGUUCGAUUUUGUCAGUAUAGUAAUCAAAUAAUAUGUAUACCAUUUUUACAUAGCAGUACACUGGGUUUGACAUUGCAAAUGGACUAAUGAAAGUAAAGGUUUUAUUACGAGGAAAUUAUUUCUUGUGGUGGUGAGGGGUGAUUUCGACUACCUUUCUAACGUCACUAGUCUUUUUUGGGAUGCUUAUGUUUUUUUAUACAAAGAUUUUUUUUUUUUUUUUUGCAAAUCAUUUUCAUAAAGACUGUUUUAUACCUUGUAUUAUUUUUAUUUAUUUUUACAGCAGACUCUAGUGACAUGGUUAGGUUGUGUCCGUUAUGUAGCUCAGAUCUCUUCAGAGACUGGGACAGACGAGAAGCUGAGUGUCUGAGAUCAGGACUAGGGCUGUUGGCCUGGGUUUUUUGCCUUUUGAAUUGCACGGGUUUAAGUGACCGUGGAGUGAACUGACCUCCGUCUUUUUAACAUUAGAGGAUUUCCCCAAAGGUGUGCCUCUUCUAGGGUUACCGUCUCUGUCUAGUGACCAUUGUACUCCCAUCAUAAAGUAUUCUCUGUGAGCUCUAUCAAUCACAUCCCCAGAAAGCUGUUAUGAUCACCUCAGUCCCUCCUACAGUGACAGUGACAGAAAUGUCCAUCAAGUUGAUAUUUUCGGUGUCGCCAGCAACUCUUGUCUGUCAUCGUAACAUCUCCAUGUUUAGCUGUCUCUUCAUGCUUCCUUCAAAUUAUAUGCAGUACUGUCCAAGCACAAUUAUGCACUAUGCAUUAUAGCAAUACAGUAGCACCGGUGGUAGACUGAUCUGAUUAAGAGAUUAAGAUUUACUUGAUCUUUUAACCAUUUCUGUCGCCAUGAACUAACCAGCAGGCUGUCAGGAAAGGCAAGAAAGCAGGAGUGUCCCAAACUCUCCCAAAACAAACAAACAAAUAACAAAUUUUGAAAAAUGGGCACACCGGGACACAGUUGCAGCUCUACAGUCAAUAUCCUUUGAAGCAAUCGAGCUGUUGUUUCUUUGUGAAAUCCUGUUGUGAUCACAGAGGAAUGGGCCGAAGUCAAACCGAGAUGGAUGUAAUGUGUGGCGAUUUCGGGUUUUUUUUCUUGCAUAAUUGAGGUCCCAUCUCUCAGUUUUUAUACCCUCAUAAUGUCUUGUUAAUGUUCUCCUCACUGCGACUGAGUCCAUAUUUUUUUCCAGACAGAAUGACAUGGAUAAACUGAAACUACAUAGCCAGUAUAGUGUUGUGAUGAUGUAUAAAAGCAUUUCAAAGCAAAAGAGAACUCUUUCUGUUCUCUGGUUGAACAUUUGUUGGAUUUGUUUUUGUUAACAGUGCAGACUGUUACUUUUGCAACUACAGAGUGAUGAAAAUAUUUGUGGUCCAAAAGUAGCUUCUGAACCCAGUCAGGUUAUUUGGUGACUUAACUCUCUUGGUUUGUUUGCACAAUAUAGCAGUGGAUGGCGAAAGAGACUAAUUCAAUGAAAGAAAAUGGUUUAAAAGGAAUAAUAGCUGUAUGCUGUACUACAACGGAUUUUACAGUUUCUCCACUAUUUAAAACAGUGUUUAAUUGGUUUCACAAAUAAUAAAAUACCUGCCCUUG